CAAACCAGGAAGCCAGAGCUGCGAGGGACUUCAUGCCCAACAGAAAGGACUGUUUCCACCCCAAAAAAAAAGCUGAAACAGUCCAGAGAAUUGUCAUUAUUAACCUUCUGAGGAUCUUAUUAACCCCUGUCGGUGGCUUGAGAGCGAGUUUAUUGGAGGUGCCAGCAUGGUGAUCAUACAGGAGGGCACGAUGGAGGAGGUUCCACUGGGCGAUGAGGAGAAUGGCAUUGAGUAUAAAGUGCUAAUGGCGUAUGCCAAGCGCCAACUGUCAGAUAGUAGGUACCAGCGACUAGUGAAAACUAGCAAUCCCACACCAGCAGAAGGUGCCACCGGGCAUGGGGCCACCAGCAUUGGCACAGGGAGCCAAGGAAUCCAGUCUGCGGCGGGCAAGAAACAAAAGGGACGAAGGAAGAAACAGAUACGUUUGGGCAGAUUUAUACCCAGUUGUUUAAGGGCAGAAGAGGAGAUGGGCAAGAAGAAGAAAGACAAGGCUCCUGCAGAUGCAGUGGCAGUGGAUUCGGACACCAGUCGUGCCAAUGCAGUCGCCCGGCGCCUACAAAAGAUCCUCAAGUCGCUCUCCCAAACCCAAAAAGUGGAAUUUCGGAGCUUCACCCGGGAAACGAGUAUAGAGGCGGACGGAGAUGACAACUAUGAACAGUUGAUAAAGGAAAUUGCGCUCUUUCUGCGUUCUUCUGGCGACCAACUAGAUGACCAGAUGAGGGCAGAGCAGAAGGAGAAGAUCAGUGGCGCGUGGUCUUAUGGUUUCUUCCGAAGACUGACCGAUUUUUACCUGCAAAUCUCUACGUCUGGCCAAACGGAGGAGGCCGAGAUACAGAGCAAUAAGGUGGCCCUGUGCAUCGAUGCCACCACCAGGCUGACUGCCCUGGAAAGCUUGCCCGCCAACAAGGUGAUGGUAUAUGGGGCGAAAUACCUGAAGGAAAAAUAUGCCCCUUGGAUUGAAGCGCAAGGCGGAUGGGAAAAGGCAAUGGGGAUUGAAGAGGAACUGGACUGACGGACUCUAGACAGAACUACAGGACGUAUCUUUUACUAUCGACUAUAAGCCAUCUACUACAGGCAACGUAGGGGUUUCAGCCAAUAAAAAUUAUAUGCGUAUAUAUCGUACAAAUGGACGUGUCGGAUCAUCCAAGCUUCCAGUUUUAAUGAAUAUGCCAAAAAAAUAUGAGGAUUGGUCAAUAGUGGAUGUCCUGGUGCCCUUCCCUGACAUUUCGGUUCCCUAUUGGGGAAGGGAAGCAAGAUGCCUGGAGGGAGCUCUGUCUAAUCAUGUCCAGGAUUGUAUUGCUUCUCAACAUCAUCUGCUGCAGUGGUGGAGCCAAAACAUGCCACAAAUUGAACAAAAAAAAAAAAAAGUACUGUCUCUUUAAGAUGUGCUCAGACGAGCAAAGGCCUCACUUCCUGCUUCUGUGGCGCCAUCUGCUGGCAGGUGUAGUUUAUUACAUCAUCGAGGCAACUCCUGAGAUCACCGAGAAACUGCUGCUACAUAACAAACAACUAGAGAUCAUUUAUGUUUAUUAAUGUUGUUAUAGAAAGUGAUUUAACCCUUUCCGUGCCGGCAAUAUGGGGGUCCAGCAUUGAAAACAAUGGGAACCAAGAAACAUAUAUUUCCAGGACAGUAUCGUCGAUGCUACCGCCUGUGGCAUGGAAGCAGUUAAAUGUUAAUAAGAUUUAGAAUUAAAAUAGAAUUAGAAUAGAUCGCUGACUCCGCCCACAGGUGUGAGGGGGAGGGGCAUUUACCAGCAUUUCUUUACUCUUUGCUGCGCUUUAAAUGUUAUUAGGUCCGGGCAGAGAGGAACAUUUCAUUGGGGCCCCAAUCUCGGAUGGGGCCCUUGGUUUAGGAAUAAAUAAAUCUAAUAAUUUUUUUUUAUUUUUUAUUAUUUUCAGCAUCACUGUCCUACUUGUUAUAUAGGGGGUGGGGGUGGGGUUCAGAGGCUGUAGACACUUUUUUUUUUUGUUUUUGCUUUAAGGGGGAUAAAGACAUUCCUCUGUGUCGCACCAACAUAAUUGUAAAUCACAGCGGAAUAAAUUAAUAUAUUCAUUAAUUGAACAAAAA
Xenopus laevis (African clawed frog) is the source of this 2068-nucleotide messenger RNA. RefSeq names its product BCL2-like 14 (apoptosis facilitator) S homeolog (gene bcl2l14.S). Gene Ontology annotation, biological process: regulation of apoptotic process; regulation of extrinsic apoptotic signaling pathway. Lineage: Eukaryota; Metazoa; Chordata; Amphibia; Anura; Pipidae. The record is from RefSeq and is marked provisional.